Messenger RNA from Striga hermonthica, 2253 nucleotides. The record is from the annotation of a GenBank genome assembly. NCBI's taxonomy places the organism in Eukaryota, Viridiplantae, Streptophyta, Magnoliopsida, Lamiales, Orobanchaceae.
AUGCCUCGAGAAUCGCGAUUUUGCCAAACCCAUCACUGUUUGUUAGUUCAUGAAUCAUGCUACGGCUGCUUAAGAGGGCGUAGCGGUGUUCGAGGAGUAUACGCAACUUCAUCAUCAGUAGACGCUUUUGAGCUUCUCGACAUGGGUCUACCUGAAGUUGCGGAUAUCGCGCGCAAUUUUGCUGUAAUGGUCCGAGUUCAAGGCCCCGACCCCAAGGGUCUGAAAAUGCGAAAUCAUGCUUUCCACCAUUACAACUCGGGCAAAACGAUGCUCUCAGCAUCGGGGAUGAUCUUCCCGACUUCUAAAGAAAGUGCUACUUUGGGUAGUGGUUUGAACUCGAAAUCUUCAGAUCCUGUUUUGGUUUUGACGGCAGCCUCUGUGAUUGAACCUUUUUUGCUGCAACAAUAUCGAGAAAGCAAAGUAGAGACUGAAUCUCAAUUGAUACCAGGAGUUCAAAUUGAUAUACUUAUGGAGGGAAAAUCUAUGGCCGAUGGUAGUAUGGAGGCUUUACCUUGGAUACCGGCUGAACUUGUGAAGAUGGUUAACAUUCCCCAAUCAUCUGCUGCUGUCCAAUCACUAAUCGAAGCUUCUUGUGGUUCACGGGAUAGUAGUUGGGAAGUUGGUUGGUCUCUAGCUGCACAUGGUCGUGGUCCUCAGCAAAUUAUUGACAGCUCUCGUGGACAGGUUGAGCAAGAAUCACCCUUUCCGAGCCACUGGUCCACGGCGAGAAUGGAGUCGAGCAAUCUGAAUCUCAUAGGGCAAUCAGCUACAAGGAUUGCUCUUCUGGCAAUUCCCUCCAAGUUAUCUUUGGAUUUCCCCAAGUUGCAAACAUCUAUUCCCAAGAGGGGGGAUCUUCUUCUGGCCGUGGGCUCUCCUUUUGGCAUAUUAUCACCUUUGCACUUCUUUAACAGUACUUCGGUGGGGUCAAUCGGCAACAGCUAUCCACCCGGUUCUCCCACAAGAUCUUUAUUGAUGGCUGAUAUUAGGUGCCUUCCCGGAAUGGAAGGUAGCCCAGUUUUCAGUGAAAGUGCUCAGUUUAUUGGGCUUCUAAUGAGACCUCUAAGGCAAAAAAAUAGUGGUACUGAAGUUCAGGUGGUGAUUCCUUGGGAAGCUAUUGCAUCUGCUUGCAGUGAAUUAGUGCAGGAGGACCCUCACAGCACUUGGAAAGGAAUAAAUUAUGACAAUGGAGAUUUGAAUUCAAUGGAGAAUAUGUUACCCAAUGGCUGCUCGGGCAAAAACUCCCGAAUUCCAUCCCCAGUCGAGAAGACAAUGAGGUCAAUUUGUCUUAUUACUACCGAUGACGGCUCAUGGGCAUCUGGUGUCUUGCUGAAUAAACAAGGUUUGGUUCUUACAAACGCUCACCUCCUCGAGCCGUGGAGGUUUGGUAAAGCCUCUGCAAAUGGUGACAGAAUCGGAACUAAGUUCGAGGUUGCAAUAAUUCCGAACACCAAUGAUGAAGAUUCGAGCCCGGAUUUGGUUAUCAAUGAGAGGGCAUUAUCCGGCCAUGCCUCGACAAUUUCGAACCACAGAAAUGUGCGUGUUCGGUUAGAUUCUAUGGAUCCUUGGAUGUGGACGGAUGCUAGAGUAGUGUAUAUUUCCAAAGGCCCAUUGGAUAUUGCACUUUUGCAGCUCGAUAUUGUUCCUGAUCAACUCUGCCCGAUUCUUGUGGAUCUUGGUUACCCUUCGUGUGGAUCAAAGGCGUAUGUGGUCGGGCAUGGGCUGUUUGGACCUCGUUGUGACAUCCUUCCAUCCUCCUGCCUUGGCGUUAUAGCUAAAGUAAUCGAAGCCACUCAGUCACUACAGCUUAAUUCGGACGAAAAGUUUCCAGUCAUGCUGGAAACAACUGCUGCUGUCCAUCCCGGCAGUAGUGGUGGUGCUGUUGUUAAUUCGGACGGCCACAUGAUUGGCCUUGUCACAAGUAACGCUAAGCAUGGUGGAGGAACUGUCAUACCUCAUUUGAACUUCAGCAUCCCUUGUGCUGCUCUUGAGCCUGUUUUUAACUUCUCCAAAGAUAUGCAGGAUCGAAGGAUUUUAGAAGAACUUGACAAACCGAACAAACAUCUCUCGUCCGUUUGGGCCCUGAUGCCACCGUUAUAUCCUAAAUUUUCCGAACAGGAUAAUGGGAAAAGCGUGAAGGGGUCUCGUUUUGCCAAAUUCAUAGCUGAGAAGAAUGGCUUGCUGGAUACGAACGGCCAAGAUGGGGCGGUGGCUGGAAGCCUUUUCACCAACGACCUUAUACCCAGUAAGUUGUGA